UAAGAAUUGUAAGCGGACUUUAGAAAAACGUAUCUAGGAAUAAAUGCAUUUUUGAUUAUCUCUGUGAAAAAAACAAAAAGUAUCCUUGCAUUCCAUGGUGGAUUUAAUUUUAUCUAGUAUUAAAGAUUUGGGGUGACAUUGGUCGCGUGCACAUGCAUGCAUUUACCGCAACGUAUGCAUACUGCACGCUCUAGCAGGGCGUAUACACGCAAUGUCAUACGAUAUACAUGAAACUCAUUCGUUUUCUUUAACGGCCGAUUAUCGUUAUCGUUGAAAACACAAUUUUGUAAAUUUAACGAUCGUUCGAAGAGCCAUAAGAAAGAGAAAGAGAUAGAGAAAAGUGACCGUACGUGUGUGUGUGUGUGAGAGAGAGAGAGAGAGAGAGAGAGAGAGAGAGAGAGAGAGAGAAAAGAACGCAAAAGAGAGAGGGGGGAGAGGGAGCGACGAGAAAAAUGGAACACUGCUGAGAGGCACGGCGCCUUAGUAUAUAUUUUGUUGAUACACGAUACGCGGGUGAAUAAAUGAAACGGGGCAAUAUAUCGAGAAAUAUUACGUUUCCUGCGUGAAAAUGUCCACGGAAACGUCAUUGGGCGACGUGCCGAAUGUCGUCUCGAGGAUACACAAUUUACGAUUGGGCCACGAGGAUGGCGAGGAAGCCCAUAAUGGAAAUAACGCAGCGGUCGAUGAAUCCGCAAAUUCGGCGCAAAACGGUCAACCGAUUGGGACUCUCUCUCGUGCUCGGCGUGCACUUAACUUUGUCUGGGACGAAGAACAGCCUACCACUUCUUCUACCUCGCGAGGCAUUGAUAUUUCAUCGUCGAACGGUGAUAAGCCUCCAACUAAUGCAGCUAAUACGAUCCACAUCGAUGGACAUCCUCAAAAUAAUGUAGCAUUGGAGAAUAGCCAUGGCUCGGCUGUGGCUACAUACAAUUGGCAGGGUACGAAAGCUACAAUGCGCGAGAGGAUAGUUUUCCUAUUUAACAACGAGAUACUGUCCGACGUUAGUUUCUUGGUAGGACGAGGGGCUCAACAACAGCGUAUUCCGGCUCACAAACUAGUCCUGUCUUCUGGAAGUGCCGUAUUUUAUGCAAUGUUUAACGGAACGCUUGCUACAGCUUCUUCGGAAAUAGAAGUACCUGAUGUAGAACCUGCUGCUUUUUUGGCAGUGCUUCUUUUUUUAUAUACUGAUGAAAUACAAAUAGAUCCUGAAACUGUGAUGACAACGUUGUAUACUGCUAAGAAGUAUGCCGUUUCUGCUUUAGAAAAGCACUGUGUCGAUUUUUUGAAGAAUAAUUUAACCAGUGACAAUGCUUUUUUACUUUUAACGCAAGCUCGUUUGUUCGAUGAACCUCAAUUAGCAGCUGUCUGCUUGGAUACUAUCGAUAGAUUUACAACAGAGGCCCUAAACGCAGAUGGAUUUGUGGAUAUUGAUAUCGAUACAUUGAUGGUUGUUCUUGAAAGAGAUACGCUUAGAGUCAGGGAAUCUAAAAUAUUUCAGGCUGUGUUAAGAUGGUCGGAGGCAGAAUGUGUAAGACAGCAGUUGCCAGUUGUUCCAGAGAAUCAACGUUUGGUUUUAGGCAACGCACUUUCUUUAGUUCGUUUUCCUCUUAUGUCUAAAGAGGAAUUUACUGCGGGCCCAGCACAAUCGGGAUUAUUAAAUCAUUCUGAGGUUCUAUCUUUGUUUUGUUAUUUCAUAUUGAAUCCAAAACCUACGGUAAGCUUUCAAACGAUGCCACGUUGUUGUAUGACUGGCAAAGAGCAAACUGUCUGUAGAUUUCAGCAUACCAAAAGUAAAUGGGGUUACAAUGGAACAAGUGAUCGUAUCAGAUUUAGCGUGGAUCGGCGAAUAUUCCUUAUCGGUUAUGGAGUUUAUGGCAGCAUGCAUGGACCUGCGAUAUACGAGGUAUUAGUGGAGCUAAUACAUACGGCAUCAGGAAAAGUAAUUGCUUCGAAUUCAACGACAUUCAGUUGUGAUGGUUCAAAGUAUACUUAUCGUCUAAUGUUUAAAGAUUUAGCUGAAAUUUUACCAAACACUAUUUAUACAGCAUCCGCAACAUUUAAGGGUCCCUAUUCUCAUUAUGGAACAAAAGGUGUGAAAACAGUAUUGGUUGAUUGCGAUUCUGGAAAUGGAAAAGUAAAAUUUGAUUUUAAUAUCGAAGCUGGUGAUAAUAAUGGAACUUCCGUCGAGGAAGGACAAAUUCCUGAGCUUAUCUUUUACACUUAAGAAAUCCCGUGGACACAAUUAUAACAUUCCUCCUUUUACCUUAUUCAUCGCUCUGAAUCGAUUAUAUACAAAUUGAAUUGUAUAAAGAUAUAUAUAUAUAUAUAUAUAUAUAUAUAUAUAUAUAUAUAUAUAUAUUUCUUUUUUUUUCGAUCGAUUAUAUAUAUUUUACGGAUGUCAAAUAGAGUGAUAUAGUCAGCAUGAAUAGUCCACGAGCAUGCCAAAGGAUUAAGCAAGUUUAAAUUUUGUUGUUAACAUGGUGUCUUCGAUUUAUAUUAAGGGAUGCAGCUUUUGCUUAAGCUUUAUUCUGUUUACAAAUGGUGCUUAGAUCCUUCUGUAUCAAACUGAGCACUGGGAAUGGAACUUGUGAGUCUUAGGAGGGCCUUAUUAGAAAAAGAGACUGAUCUGUGCCACUGAUACAUAUUCAAAUGCAAAGUAAAUAUUUUACCUUUUCAUUAUCCAAUUAAUCAAAAUUAAUUCUGCAAUCAAUAUCAAUUCUUACAACUGAAGACAAUCUGUCUAUUUUUCUAUCCCUUUGAUUAGUGUAUAUUUGAGACAAAAGAAGAUAGUUAAAAUAGUUGAAAAGAAAAAAAAUAAAACGGACAAAGAGAGAGAGAGAGAGAGAGAAAGGUUUGGUUAUUUAAACAAAAUAUCAAUGCAAAAUGAUUCUUUCCAAUAAAUAUAUAUCUUGAUUGAAAAUAAUAAAUAAAACAAUACAUAUAUGCAAUGUAUCUCAAUGCAAAGCAAGAAUAACAGAGCCUAAUGCUUCUGAAAUAUUUUUUAGUAAAAAUUAGUUUUAAGAAGAACCUCAUAUCGAUUUUGGAAAGUAUGCAGUAUUCUUUGUAUAGAUGUAUUUCACAAUCUAAUAUCAAAAAAGAUAAUAAGAAAGACAGCAGGUAUUAGAGAGAAUAAUAAAAAAAUUAGAUCAUUAAGAAACUACAGACAUGUUUAAAUAUUUCUUGAGAUCUAAUACAAAG
Vespa mandarinia (Asian giant hornet) is the source of this 3198-nucleotide messenger RNA. Its product is annotated as BTB/POZ domain-containing protein 1. Gene Ontology annotation, biological process: neurogenesis. Lineage: Eukaryota; Metazoa; Arthropoda; Insecta; Hymenoptera; Vespidae. The record is from RefSeq and is a predicted model, not a curated record. Gene Ontology annotation, cellular component: P-body; cytosol. Gene Ontology annotation, molecular function: protein binding.